AUAAUAGAUUUACCCUGAAGCAAAUGAAGCUUAAGCUUCUAAGUGCCUCCCUUAGAAAGCCUUUCCAAGGCCCCAGCAAUGUGUUUACAGAGCCAUUUUGUAAUCUUUUUCCUAAAGAGGACACCCCGAAUUUUUUAAGUUCCAGGCUCUACAAGUCCUGAAUCCACCUUACAGACUUCAGCUUCAGCCUAUCUUUGGGGCUGGGGGUGGUGGAUUCCAAGUCUCAGUUCUACUGCCAGCUUGAAAGGAGGGACUCCUACAUUUAAUGAGUGAGGCAAGCAGCAGGAAAAGCCUCCUCUGGCCCAAAGUGAUACCCCACCCGAUUCUGACCAUCACCCACAUGGGUAGCUUAGCUGUCUGCACAGAGCCUUCCAUAUUUCCCCUCUACUUUCAAAAGCAGAAACCAAGCCUCGGCCGACCUCAGUAGUCCCAGUAGGAAGAUGAAGACUGGUACACGGCACUUGGGACAAAAGUCUGGAACAGAUUACAGAGCAGUUUUGGGUGGCAGAGAGGUAAUACACCAGGGAAGUGAGUAUUCAAAGCAGCCACCCUCCCGCCCCCAAAAACACCUUUAGGUCAAAUAAGUUUGUUUCCUCACUUAUAAAAAUAGGGUUAAAUGAUAAAGUCUGCCCUUGUGUGGUUUGGUUAUGAUUAGGUGACAUAAUUUAAAGACCUAACCCAGUUUCAAAUUCUAGAGGGAAGGUCAAUAAAGGGAGAAUAGAAAACAAAAUGGGUAAUUGGUUGAUCCUUGAAGGCAGUGAUGGAUUCUUUGCAUUUCGCGUUAUACAGCAAUGGGAGGAGGAACCACCACCUUAUUGACAAGUAGUAGGUGCAUAAUAAGUUAAGAGGGAAUAGAUAUUUCUGGCGGAUGCUUACUGAUCUGUGUAACUAACUGAAAGACGGACUGGUCCUGGUCUCUGAGUAACUGACAGUCCUGGGCUGGCUUAGGAGAAUGAGCGCUGGGAACUGACUGACGGCUGCCGGGUGGCCCGAAGACUGGAGCUGACCGAAGGACCCCCGAGAGAGUGGCAGUGUUCGCUGUCAAUCCGAGCCCCCGCGGGCUCAGACCGCAGCCUUUAGCCACGCACCAGCUGGAUGCCGACUCUCCAGGAGCGGGCGGAUGUGGCCUCAAGGCAGGAUGUACGCCAGCGGCUACUCUCAGGUGCGGGAGUCACCGCCCCUUCCUCCUGGCUCGGGGCAGGGCAGCCUCGGCCCAGGAACAAUGAGGUGCCGGCUUCUUUAAGGGAGAUACCACCGCGCCGGCGGGGCAGGGGACAGCGUCUUCCCAGAUGAUCGCACCCAGCCCCGCGCCACCGCCGCCUCAGCAACUGCACCGCCCGCAAACAUGGCUCAGUGACUCUGACAAAAGGUGCAGCCUCCCUCCUGGCGGGGCGGACGCCAGGCCUCCCAGGUCCCGCCGCGUCUCCCAGCGUGCCUGCCAAAGCGUCCUGCAUCCUGCACGCACCCCAGGUCUGCGCCGAAGAAGAUGCACCAGGAAUCCCACCCCAGCGACUCUCGCACACCUGGCCGCCCAACGAAACCUUGACCUUGAAGAUGGUGAGUAGCCAGCCAAAGUACGAUCUAAUACGGGAGGUAGGCCGAGGUAGUUACGGUGUUGUGUAUGAAGCAGUUAUCAGAAAGACCUCUGCACGGGUGGCAGUGAAGAAAAUUCGAUGCCAUGCUCCUGAGAAUGUUGAACUAGCCCUGCGUGAGUUCUGGGCACUAAGCAGUAUCAAGAGCCAACAUCCAAAUGUGAUUCACUUGGAGGAAUGCAUCCUGCAAAAAGAUGGAAUGGUGCAAAAGAUGUCCCAUGGCUCUAAUUCUUCUCUUUACUUACAGCUUGUAGAGACUUCAUUAAAAGGAGAAAUUGCCUUUGAUCCCAGAAGCGCCUAUUACUUGUGGUUUGUGAUGGAUUUUUGUGACGGAGGAGAUAUGAACGAGUACCUGUUAUCCAGGAAACCCAAUCGCAAAACGAACACCAGCUUCAUGCUUCAGCUGAGCAGUGCCCUGGCUUUCUUGCAUAAAAACCAGAUCAUCCACCGAGAUCUUAAACCUGAUAACAUCUUGAUUUCACAAAGCAGGUUGGAUACCAAUGACUUGGAACCCACACUGAAAGUGGCUGAUUUUGGCCUAAGUAAAGUAUGUUCAGCCUCUGGACAGAACCCAGAAGAACCUGUCAGUGUAAACAAGUGUUUCCUUUCCACAGCUUGUGGAACAGAUUUCUACAUGGCUCCUGAAGUGUGGGAGGGACAUUACACAGCAAAAGCUGACAUCUUUGCUCUGGGGAUUAUCAUCUGGGCAAUGCUGGAAAGGAUCACAUUUAUAGACACAGAGACAAAGAAGGAACUCUUGGGGAGUUACGUGAAACAAGGAACUGAGAUUGUGCCUGUUGGGGAGGCACUUCUGGAAAAUCCCAAAAUGGAACUUCUCAUUCCUGUGAAGAAAAAGUCUAUGAAUGGGAGAAUGAAACAACUGAUUAAGGAAAUGCUGGCUGCAAAUCCUCAGGAUCGUCCAGACGCUUUUGAACUAGAACUCAGAUUAGUACAAAUUGCAUUUAAAGAUAGCAGCUGGGAAACGUGACACAUAUAUUAUUUGCAAAUAUAUUGGAUGAUAUGCUGCUUCUGUUUUUUAACAGUGAUGCAACAUAAUGUGGCUGAAAAAGGAUAUAAAAAGAUGAACUCCACCUUCUAUGGGGUUAGAUUUUAUUGUGGGGUGUUUUUUUCCUCAUUUUUCUUGAGUCCAAGAUGGCCAUUUUGUUAGUAUGUUUUAAAUGUAUUACCAAUGUGGGUGUAAAUUUUUUUUAGUGAUCAUUGGUAGAAGUUUGACAGGAAAAUUCUCUAAGAGCCAAGAAGAAAAGAGAGUCCAGUUUUCUGGAAAUAUGUCUCUAAGUAUUUUAGACAUUCCUUGUCAGUAUUAGGAAUUUCCACGGAAGAAGAGGUUUGCAUGCUGGUAAUGCAACCUUUGAAGCUUUGUAAAGGAAACAUAUAUGUAUAUAUUUAUGUAUAUGUAAGUAUGUGAAUGUGUGCAUUUUGCAUUCCAUAUGAAGAAAAUGCCACUUCUGUUUAAAUUAUUUGAUGUAGGUUUGGGUUUUUUGAGAUUUGCUGGUGAAAUCAGUGAUGAGAAAUAAAAGAACCUUCCUUCAUCAUCCUACCCUGUCCCUCCCUCUAAUGAAAUCAUACUAAGUUUUUUAUUUUUGUAAUAUACAAUUUUUUAAGGGAUCAUUUUGGAGGGCCUAAAAUAAUCUAAUUAAACCUAAAUGAAAUUAAGUGAUCCAAAGCUGCUGAAGUAUGUUUGAACUCUCCAGUGCCCUAUAGCUGCAGGAAUAGAAUUAGCCACACAGUCACGUGGUAGCAGGUUGGCAAGGAUAUUUAUGAUUCAGUCGUACCUUCUGUAGGUAGCCAAGCAUUCGAUUAACCAAUUAAACCACUGCACUGGGACAUGUCUGCACUUGAGCAUCUGCAAUCCGAAUACAGGAUUUUUCUGUUUCUGAAGACAUUGCUAUAUAUAUGUACUACAGUACUUGAUAUAUUAACUUUUUAUUUUAAGACUUUUUGUCUGAGCCUCAGCAUAAAAUUGAAGAAACCAAAUGAGCUCUAUCCUCACAUUACCUGCCCUAAUAGGGUCUCUUGUUUCAUCACUGGAAUUCCUUUCAUUUUGGCACUAAUGCUGUCUUGUCUAAUUUGACACAGUAAUGGUAGUGAUGUAGUAGUAUUAAAUGUUGAUCACCUUUUGUUAAUGUGGGAGAUGAUACCUUUAUAGUUUGGCAAAUGGAUAAUAUAUUGUGGCAUCAACUAUAUCUUUCAAGUAGAAAAGUUAGAGACUUUAUACAAUCACUUGGUAUGGUCUAUGUCGAAACCAAUAGACCAUUAUUCUUCUGGAAGUCAGUUUGACUUUUGCCUUCCACGGUUGUCUCCAGUUUGUUUUUCUGUAAAUGCAGGUAGUUAAUAUUUAAGGAAAGAAGUUUUUCCUAAAACAGAACAUUAGCCUUUAAGGUUAGAGAGAACUUAAAAUCAUGUAUCUAGGUUAACCUUUAUUAAAGCACUAGAAUCUUUGGUCAAAAGUAUUUUAAAAGAUUAGAAUAUUGAAAUCAUUGAUAGUUUGCAUAGUCUCUUCAGAUGUUCUUUUUGAAUUCCACAACUUUUGGAAUAUUGCUAUCAUAAAUUUUUCCUUAUUUAAAAUUUGUUCAGGGGACUAUAGGAGGUGAAAAAGCACAAAGAAAUUAGAGUACAUAAAAUUUCUGAACUAUGUGUUACUUGAUCCAGAUGUUCAAAACUUGGGCUAAAAGGUUUUAUUGAAAUAAAGCCUUUUAAAAUAAAAACAAAAAUCAUUUUUUUCAAGAUAACAAGAUAACAAGAGGUGGAAAACUGACACCUCAUGAUAACUGACCCUCUGGGUCACCAAGUUAGUAUAACAGAUCUGGCCAAGGGGAUCAAGUUAUUGGCAAUAAAAAGCAUCGUUACAGUGUCUGUCAAUAACAUGGCAGAGGUUCACGAUUCAGGUGAUAGCAUUCCAGCACUUCAUUUGCUCUUCGAAUAUCUAUGUGCUUGGAGCCAUGGUUUCCUAAGUACAUAGUUUUUGGUCCUGCUUUAUUUAAAAGUUAAUGAUUAUAAUUUAUUUUGAAAGAUUUUACCUGUGAAGCGGAAUUCUUCCAUUGGUGGUGAGGGUGUGAGGUGAUCAGGUAGUUUCUUCUGGAAUUUUUUUAAGUCCUCGUAUUCUAAAAGACUAUGACACCAAGCAAAAUGAUAGUAAAUUCUUUGUCUUUAUUCUUUCAGUCAGGAGGUAUCUAUUAAGUACCUACUGUGUGCUCAGCACUAAAGGUCAGUUGAUAAAAUGACAAUUUAGCAACAGUUUAUAGCCACAGGUCUUUUCCAACCAGGAGUAAAAAAUACAAGAUGAUUAGUGGUACUUAAAAAUUCCUGAAUAUUUGCUAGAGGAAAAAUGAAAGCAAGAAUUUGUAUAGUGCCUUGCCCAUAAUAGGUACUCAGUAAACAAUUAUUCUUCAUAGAGUCUCUUGCCAUGGUUUAUAGUGUUUUAUGAAAUUUGUCUUAAUUGAAAAAAGACCAAAUAUUUCAAAUAAGCUUAUAGGCAGCUGUGGCCAGUUAAAAUAUGGGGUUGUACAGUUAGUUCCUAGAAUGUUAUUUUGCACUAGUUGUCACUUAGAACGAUGGGGUUCCUGUAGAUUUUUUGGUGCUAAGGGAUACUUUGUCAUUAUGAUAAAGUAAGUGUUAAGUGUCAGAUAAAUAGCACACUGAAUUGUUUUUUCUGCUGGUCUGUUUUUUCCUCUUUGUUGGUGUUUUUAAUUGUAAAAUGUUUAUCAAACUAUUGUAGCAGCUACAAAAUAAUUCACCAGCAUGACAAAAUGGUCAAAAAAUAAGUCAUCAGCACUUCAAAAAUGAAAGCAACUUUUGAAAUUUUCUUUUAAAAUUGUCGAAUAUAUUUUAUGAAGAAUUUAUAAAAGGGGGGAAAUGAUUGUAAUUUAUUGUUCAUGACUUUUUUUUUAAAUAAAGUGAGU
This is a messenger RNA of Phyllostomus hastatus (greater spear-nosed bat), 5512 nucleotides long. It is a transcript of the gene PDIK1L, whose product is annotated as PDLIM1 interacting kinase 1 like. Lineage: Eukaryota; Metazoa; Chordata; Mammalia; Chiroptera; Phyllostomidae. Bases 1555 to 2580 code for a protein of 341 amino acids. The record is from RefSeq and is a predicted model, not a curated record. Gene Ontology annotation, molecular function: ATP binding; protein kinase activity. The transcript is spliced from 3 exons. Gene Ontology annotation, biological process: protein phosphorylation.